CCCUUCUUUGAUAGGGCCCAUUACUCCAUAAUGGGCGACAAGGGAGACACAACCAAGAAGCAGCAACAACAGCCUCAACAACAGCAACCUCAAUCUCACCUUCACCACCAACACCAACAGCAGCAACAACAAACACAACAACAACAAACUCAGCAAAUUUCAUCUUCUCCUAAAGCCCCACGUGAGGAAGCUAUCACAGAAGUUAGGCCAAUCCACCACCAUCAACAAUUAUCACCGGUUGUGGUUGUGACUGGAGCACCUCCUUUCAUUUCUAGUCCUUUGUAUGUUUCAAGCGGUGCAAGUUCUUCACCCUAUGAGCCUCAGUUUGAGACGCUGAACCCCAAGAGACCCAGAUACAGUGGACAAUGGAAGCAGCUUCUACCUUCCCCUCCUGCGCAGCCAAAACAGUCCCAAAUGGCCAUGCUUCCCACCACAGAAUCAAGCCCUUCACCAACCACGCACACUUCACCAAAUCCACAACAACCCCAAACACAAACAGCUUCUUCAUCAGACACUUCCUCGUCUCCAACUCACUCUCUCCCAUUGCUCUCGGGAGGUUCUGGCCAAGAAGGGAGCAAGCAAGAGGGAGAGCAAGUUCACCAGCAACUCAGAAAGGGGAAAUAUGUGAGCCCAGUUUGGAAGCCCAACGAAAUGCUGUGGCUGGCAAGGGCUUGGAAGGAACAAUACCAAGGAGGCGGUGGUGGUGGAUCUGAAUCUUCUUCACGGGCAGAACAACAACAUCAAGCGGAAUUGGGAAUCACAAGGGGGAAAACUAGGGCUGAUAAGGAUAAAGAAGUGGCUGAGUUUCUCAAGAGGCAUGGGGUCAAUAGAGAUGCUAAAACGGCAGGCACUAAAUGGGAUAACAUGUUAGGUGAGUUCAGAAAAGUAUACGAAUGGGAAAGAGGGGGUGAAAGGGAACAAAUUGGGAAGAGUUAUUUCAGGCUUUCACCGUAUGAGAGAAAGUUACACAGACUCCCGGCUUCUUUUGAUGAAGAUGUUUUUGAAGAACUUGCACAGUUCAUGGGGUCCAGAAUGAGAUCUUCUCAAGGCAGGGCAGGUUCAUCUUUUGUGUCAGGAGACGAAGCUAGAACGGCUCUUGCUGCUGCAAGAGCUCUUCCACCACCACCUCGACCCUUCAAAGAUGAUGAAACCCCUCUCUCAGGGACAACGAAACAAUUGGCCAUAACAAGUGGGGUUGAACCUUUCUUCCAUGGCUCAAGAGGGGGUUUAUUAGGGUUAGACACACUCGUGGACGUUUCAGGCUCUUCUUCAUCAUCUAAAGAGCUCCGUAGAAUAGGGAAGAUAAGAAUGACAUGGGAGGAAUCAGUGAGUUUAUGGGCAGAAGAAGGAGAAAUACAUAGAGGGAGAGUGAGGCUUCAAUCUUCUAGCUUUCUGAACGCGGAUGAACUCACUUGCUUUGAUGAGGCCAUGGUGCCUUGUCCUAUGGAAUAUUUCGAAGAUGGGCCUCUGAAAGGUUUUUCUGUUGACAGAUUCGUUUCCGGACAGCAAGUCAAAGUUUUUGGCAGAAGAAAGUCUUCCCCAGCCUCAGAUUCUUCUGGUUUUGCUGAAAGAGUCCAACUUCCCUCCAAAGCACUUCCCAUUAGAUGUGAGUGCUCUCUUUUUCCCAGUGGUCACUACCCUCAUUCCAUGUUCGAGCCAAGAAUUAUUAUAUUUUGCGUUGGUGUUGCAGCGAUUGCUACAUUGGAUUUUCGAGACCCAACAGAAUACUACAUGGAAUGUCUCUUACGUGCGUCCCCACAAACCCUCCCAAGUCUCUACGAGUUAAGGCGCCACCUACAAGAGCCACCACCGGAAGACCUACGUUUUCCUCUCCGAAGAGAUGUGUACGAGGAACUUCCCCAAGGGAAGGAACUCUUCUUCACAACCACACCCGAGCCCUUGGACUGCAGAACCAUAAUGUACGACAUCGUGGGCCCCAUUAUCCGCAUCCACAACCCUAGCCUCUCCCUCGCUGCAUCAUCCAGCCGCGACUCCUUCAUCCCCCUCUGGGACGAGUGCAUCAACCGCGUCAUCCAAAAGUUCUGCCCCGAAGAACUCACCCUAAUACGAAAACCCACGUCACCGCCACCAGAAUCGACGAACCAGUCCAUGUUGCAAGACCAAUGGCCCAACGUAACCGGUUUCGUCAACAAUUACUCUCUCUGGAGAGGCGAAGAAACGCACCAGUUGAAAGAGUCGCAACCCAAUCCAUCAACGACGUUAGUAGGGAAACUCAUGUGGACAUACAUGGAUCUUCCGUACAUUCUCGGAUACUACGCGGUGGCCAAUACUGUGACGUUUUGCGCGCUGAGUAGGUCGCAGGAUGGAAUAAUCAACCGCACCGAUUUACACGAAGUGAACUUGACCACCCCGGUGGAAAAGCUGAAGGCUUUGGUUCCGUGUUUCAGAAUAGGGUUGUUGUUAGCGUUGUUGAGUAAGCGUUGCGCGAGUAUAAGCAACUGCAAGGGAUUUACGUACAGUGAUUUCGAGAGGGUUUGCUACGGUAACGGGGUGGUGACGGAGGUGACGCCGAGUACGUGCACGAGGGUGUUUAUGGAGAAGCGCAAGUGGAUGGCGGUGAAGGAGGUUUAUGAGAUUCUGGACCACAGGAUACCGCAUGCAGAGGUUUUGGUGGGUUUUUCGGAGAGGGAACUGGGGUUGUCGUUUAAGCCAAGAGGGUGCCGUGUGAAGCCGGGAAACUGCGAAGAGUUGGUGGAGGCAUUGAAGUUCGUGACGAAGGCGAUGGUGGCGUUACACGACCUGUCGUUCAUGCAUAGGGAUUUGAAGUGGGAGAAGGUGAUGCGGCGGAGGGAUCGGGAGGAGUGGUUUGUGUGUGGGUUUGACGAGGCGGCGGGAGCACCGGAGCUGAAGGGACACGUGUCAGGGACGCGUGGUGGGCACGCGCCGGAGAUGGAACGGGGGUUGCAUGGGGUGAAGGUGGAUGUUUGGGGAGUGGGGAACUUGAUUAGGACGUGUGGGUUGGGAGGGGUGCCGAAGAUGCUUAGGGAGUUGCAGAAUCGGUGCAUGGAGCAGAACCCGGAGCAGAGGCCCACGGCGGCGGACUGCUACCACCACCUGCUGCAGCUGCAGUCGUCGCUGUCAUCCGCCGCCGGGGGAGUCAUGAUGAUGUGAUUGAUGAUGAGAAUGGAAAGGCAUUGUUUGGUUGGUUGGUUUUAAUUUAA
Vigna angularis (adzuki bean) is the source of this 3182-nucleotide messenger RNA. RefSeq lists its product as uncharacterized. Bases 31 to 3132 code for a protein of 1033 amino acids. The record is from RefSeq and is a predicted model, not a curated record. NCBI's taxonomy places the organism in Eukaryota, Viridiplantae, Streptophyta, Magnoliopsida, Fabales, Fabaceae. The transcript has 4 exons.